This is a messenger RNA of Exophiala viscosa, 1467 nucleotides long. RefSeq names its product 3',5'-bisphosphate nucleotidase. Lineage: Eukaryota; Fungi; Ascomycota; Eurotiomycetes; Chaetothyriales; Herpotrichiellaceae. The record is from RefSeq and is a predicted model, not a curated record. The coding region runs from base 229 to 1305 and encodes 358 amino acids. The transcript has a single exon. Gene Ontology annotation, biological process: phosphatidylinositol phosphate biosynthetic process; sulfate assimilation. Gene Ontology annotation, molecular function: 3'(2'),5'-bisphosphate nucleotidase activity.
CUCAUUGUCAAUGUCAUUCGAUCUCGUUGAUAGGAUGCAUUGUGGAAAAUGAAGUGAAGGGUGAAUGGUUGAGGUGUCUCUGCGUCGUGCUUAUUUUAGUCAUCCGGUUUGCAAAACAGAUCUAUUCCACGUGAAUUUAUUGCCCGUCUUAGGCUCUUUGUGGAUAGCCAGAAACUGUUCAAACAUAAUACAUCGCAUGAAAUCGUCCUGAUUCUCCGCGUCAUAGAGAUGGAGGUAGCGGCAUCAGGAUGGGAGGACGAAUAUCGGAUCGCCCUUCUUGCGGUGCAACGUGCCGUGAUUUUGACCAAAACUGUCCUGUCGAAUGUUGACAAGGGGGCGCUGACAAAAGAAGACAACAGCCCAGUCACAAUAGCAGACUUUGGUGCACAAGCACUACUCAUUGACGCAGUACACCGUAACUUCCCUGACGAUGGAUUCGUGGGAGAGGAAUCGGCGGACGCACUUCGGAAGGAUGCUCAAUUGUGCGAGCGAGUGUGGGAGUUGGUGCGGACGACAUGCCUUGAUGACGACGAAGGGAAUCUGAUCUUGGGUAAUCUAGAAACCAAAAAGGAGAUGGUUGAUGCGAUUGAUCGUGGAAGUCGAAGUGACGGACGAAGCAAAGGCAGGGUCUGGGUGCUCGAUCCGAUUGAUGGUACUCAGGCUUUCGUGAAUGGCGGGCAGUAUGCCGUAGCCCUGGCAAUGGUCGAAGAUGGAGUGCAGCGUGUCGGUGUUCUGGGAUGCCCCAAUCUUGGGCUUGACCAGGUCGACCGAGGAGAGGUGGGCGAUUCUACAUAUCAGAAGGACGGAACUGGCGUUAUGCUCUCGGCUGUGCGUGGACACGGUUCGUAUAUCAGACCGCUAUCGCAGGGAAAAUUGCUACCUGCACGCAAGAUUGAGCAACCAGCACGAACUGGGCCGGUGCUCAAGUUCGUUGAUUCCUCGAAAAGUCGCACCACUGAUCUGCAACGACAUCGACGGGUUGCGGCCAACUUAGGCUCAACCUGGCCCGGGUCAGAAGUCUUGUCUUUACAGAUGCGCUACGUUGCUAUCACUACCGGCAACUGCGACGCGAUGAUACGCAUUCCGCGUGAUGAGACCUACCGCGAGCCCGUUUGGGACCACGCCGGUGGUGCGCUUAUUCUGGAGGAGGCCGGUGGCAGAGUGACAGACCUCAAUGGGCAACAAGUCGAUUUUGGUCAGGGAAGACGAUUGCAGAACAAUCAUGGACUUGUCGCAGCUCUUAAAGAUGCGCACACAACGGUACUGGCGGCGGUCCAAGGAAACUCGCAACAAGGUGGAGAAUGACGCAGUCCAAAUGCACCGUUUUCAAGAUUCUAUUCCCUCCACGAACCACUUCAAGCUCUUUGAAACGAAGUCCACCCCCAAGAAUCAAAGCCGCUGCCACCAGCAACCUGUUUAUCAUACAUGAAAAAUUGCUCGACUGAGAAGGCUGAAGUCUUCCACACU